This is a messenger RNA of Camelus dromedarius (Arabian camel), 3769 nucleotides long. It is a transcript of the gene MINDY2, whose product is annotated as MINDY lysine 48 deubiquitinase 2. Gene Ontology annotation, molecular function: K48-linked deubiquitinase activity; cysteine-type deubiquitinase activity; cysteine-type carboxypeptidase activity. The transcript has 11 exons. Lineage: Eukaryota; Metazoa; Chordata; Mammalia; Artiodactyla; Camelidae. Gene Ontology annotation, biological process: protein K48-linked deubiquitination. Gene Ontology annotation, cellular component: cytosol; cell periphery. Bases 110 to 2089 code for a protein of 659 amino acids. The record is from RefSeq and is a predicted model, not a curated record.
AGGCCGCGCAAGGGCCCUGUAGCUGCCAGUGCCGCUGUCAUGGCGUCCGAGGCGCUGUCUGAAGAGAACCCGCGGCGGUCUAUUUAGAGCGAGGGGCUGGCGGCUGGUUAUGGAGAGCAGCCCCGAGAGCUUGCAGCCGCUACAACACGAGGUGGCCGCUGGGCCAGCGCCAGGGACAGGUUCUCCGCAGGAAGGGCGACAGGGGACCGGGCUCGCUGCUGGGGAUGGUCCUGGAGUAUGGGCGGCGGAGAGCAGCGGCGGGAAUGGGCAGGGGGCGGCGGCCGCCGGGAGGAGCCUCUCGGACUCGGUUUCCCCCUCCGGCUCUCUUCAGGUUCUCGCACCCUGCAGCUCCUUCCCGGGCUUGGACUUGAAGGAGAACGAUUUGGAGAGUCUUGCUGCCCAGAAGGCGCCUCUGAGAGGGCAGCACAAGGUGACCGCCUCCCCGGAGGCAGCCGAGGCCGAAGCCGGCCAUGGGUUGGGUCCGGCCGGAGACGCGAUCGCCCGCCCGGAUCCCGCCGGCACCUGCCGGGCAGAGUCGGCAGCCGCGGGCUCCGAGGAGCCCAGCAGCGGCGGCGGCCUCAGCAGCAGUUGCAGCGACCCGAGCCCUCCUGGGGAAUCGCCGAGCCUGGACUCCCUGGAGUCGUUCUCUAACCUGCAUUCUUUUCCCAGUAGCUCCGAGUUCAAUAGUGAGGAAGGCGCGGAGAACAGGGUCCCCGAGGAAGAGGAGGGCGCGGCGGUGCCGCCCGGGGCUGUGCCUCUGUGCGUGGAGGAGGAGGAGGAGGAGGAGGGGGAGGCGGCUCAGGUGCUGGCGGCCUCCAAGGAACGUUUCCCGGGACAGUCUGUCUAUCACAUUAAGUGGAUCCAGUGGAAGGAGGAGAACACACCCAUCAUCACCCAAAAUGAGAACGGCCCCUGCCCUUUGCUGGCCAUCCUCAAUGUUUUGCUUCUGGCCUGGAAGGUGAAACUUCCACCGAUGAUGGAAAUCAUAACUGCUGAACAACUGAUGGAAUAUUUAGGAGAUUACAUGCUUGAUACAAAGCCAAAAGAAAUUUCAGAAAUUCAACGUUUAAACUAUGAGCAGAAUAUGAGUGAUGCUAUGGCAGUAUUGCACAAACUACAGACAGGCUUGGAUGUAAAUGUAAAAUUCACUGGUGUUCGAGUGUUUGAAUAUACACCAGAAUGCAUAGUAUUUGAUCUUCUUGAUAUUCCUUUGUACCAUGGGUGGUUAGUGGACCCUCAGGAGGAUUCUGAUGCUGAGAAAGAAAAAAGAACAAGGAAAGUGAAUAAACUGAUUGACUGUUACUCCUUGGAUCCAUGGGAACUGUCACAAAGAGUAAAGAUUGAUGACAUUGUAAAAGCUGUUGGUAACUGCAGCUACAACCAACUAGUGGAGAAGAUCAUCUCUUGUAAGCAGUCAGACAAUAGUGAGCUGGUUAGUGAAGGCUUUGUAGCUGAGCAGUUUCUAAAUAACACAGCCACUCAACUGACAUACCAUGGAUUAUGUGAACUAACUUCAACAGUUCAGGAAGGAGAACUUUGUGUGUUCUUUCGGAAUAAUCAUUUUAGCACCAUGACCAAAUACAAGGGUCUACUGUAUUUGUUGGUAACAGACCAGGGGUUUCUCACGGAAGAAAAAGUUGUUUGGGAAAGCCUACACAAUGUCGAUGGUGAUGGAAAUUUCUGUGACUCAGAAUUUCAUCUGCGGCCUCCUUCAGAUCCUGAAACUGUAUACAGAGGACAACAAGAUCAGAUAGAUCAGGACUACCUUAUGGCAUUAUCUCUCCAACAAGAACAGCAGAGCCAUGAGCUCAACUGGGAACAAAUACCUGAAGGAAUCAGUGAUUUGGAACUAGCAAAGAAACUCCAAGAAGAGGAGGAUAGACGGGCUUCUCAGUAUUACCAGGAACAGGAACAAGCAGCAGCAGCUGCUGCUUCUGCUUCUGCUUCUACGCAGGCCCAGCAAAGCCAGCCUGCACAAGCCUCCCCAUCAAGUGGAAGACAAUCUGGGAAUAGUGAACGUAAACGAAAGGAGCCUCGAGAAAAAGAUAAAGAAAAAGAAAAGGAAAAAAAUAGCUGUGUCAUUUUGUAAGAAGUGUUGGAUUCUUUCGGAGUCAUCUAUAUGUCUUCAGAAACAAAACCACAGGAGGAAAGGAAGAAAAACCGAUAAAUACCGUCUGUGCCUGAUUUCCCAAUGGAUUUUGUUCAUGUUUUUCAGGGGAAAGGUUGUUACUUAGUUACAAUCAGACUUUUUCAAGUCACACAGUACACUCUUUAUGAGCUGGAGUUUCAUGUUACAAGUUGGAAAUGCUGUGUGUUGUCAUUCAUGAAAAAUACUGCACUUGUAGCCAAAUAAGCAAAUCACAGCAAAUUUUGUGUCAUAGUGACAUUCAUAAUUCAUAUCAGUUAGUAAGCUAUUUCAUAUUCUGUUCUAACAAUGAAUAGAGGUAAUUGAUUUUGUCUGAUUCCUUCCUCAAAUCUAAAUAUUAGCACAAUAGUUUCUGAAAUUAAUUUUUACAAUGUUAAAUUAUGAUCUAAUCCAUGAGAAACCAGGGGUUUAAUAUAGAGAUUUAAAAAGAAAAAAAAGACAAAAAAUAACAAGAAUAAAUAAUCCUUAAUUGUAUAUUGGACUAGUUCAGCCCUUGAACAGCUUUACCUUUCUUUAGGAAUGUACAUUUUAGAUAUAUCUUGAGAACUGAUAAUGGAGCUUGGAUUUAAUUUAGAUAGAAAAAAAAUCAAUAUUUGUAUUUCUUUUCAAUAGCAAAAAAAUUUACAUAACACUAAUAUCUUAUCAAAAUCAGACCUUAAUAACUUUAUAGUGUUGUAAAAUUUUGAGGAAUUUUGAAACCUUUAAUAUAGGUUACUUGGACCACAGUUACUAUUUAUUGACAGUGUGACAAGUGAGUAUUAGGAGGAAACCACAGUGGAUGCUAGGCCUUGUAAAUAUAGGGAUGUAGAAAAGGAGAUAGUUCAGUGUCUACCUUUUUCUAGAAUUACCUUUAACCUUAAAAUUUAAAUCAUGUUUAUUUGCUAGAAAAUUAAGUAUACUUAUUAAAACCAAGAAAAAAGCACAUUUCUGAAAAGAUGUUGGAGUUAAUCUCUGAGUCUAGUGGAGAAGCAUUAGUAAAAUCUAUUUGAGGAUAGAUACGAAUUUGGAGGAAUUUAUGUAAAAGCAAUCAGAUUUUUUUAACUUAUGAGAACCAAAUAAACCUAUAACAUCUUGUAGUGUUUAUAGGAUUCAGAAAGAAUAUUUAUUGAACUUUAUUAUGAGGUAACACAUAUUUUCCUGUAUUUCUCUAGUUUGGAAAACUAUCCUUAAUAGUCCUUUUUAUAUGCUUUAUAUUUAAAAGUUUGUUUUAGUCAUUUUUGAAAAGACUAUUCCUGCUGCAGGUAGUUACAUGAUUUACAUUCUAAGCCUCAGUAAAUUUAAGAGCAUCUUAAUCUAACCUGAGCAUCCACUUGGAGAAUGUUUUUUGUGGUCUGGGGUGACAAAAGACUACGAAAAAUGUGGUCUAGAUUUCUUAAGUUAUGUCCUUAACAUUCUCCGUGAUCCAAGACCAGUUAUAGGAUAAAUCUAUAUGUAAAAAGUAAAGUCUUAUUUAUGGAAGAAAUGAUUCUAAGGGAAAUAUCCAGGGUCAAAAUGUAUCUUUUAUGUCCUUCUGUAUUGCAUGUCUAUUUAUGUUAUACCAUUUGUUAUUCCUUCAAAUUUCCUAUGCUAGCAUGAUUAAUCAUCAGAGAACCUGUUUUGGGUAUAAAACUUUCAUACAAAAUA